AAGAUGUGCGACAGAGCAGUGUGGAGGUGGACACCACACAACACAUGAUUCGCUCCUCCUCCAUGGAGAUCCUGGACGACAACGCGGAUGCCAACAGCUUCACCUCUUGUACUCAGGGAGAUGAGCCUCAGUUUGACAAGCGUGUGGAACAGUUCCGACAGAUGUACAGCCUGGACAGCUCCAUGCCGGCCGCCGACCUCUCCCCACCCCAGUCCGCCUCCGCCUGCCCCACACAGGUGCUAUUUCUGGUGCUGCACGGAGGCAACAUUCUGGAGUCCUCCCAGGAGCUGAUCUCGAAGCGGCGAGACUUGAUGAACCUCAAGUCAACCUUUGACACUGUCAUCCAGUCCCACUACCAGUCGGCCAUGAACAGCAUCCAGUUCCGUCUGGUUCCCUGUCCACACGUGUGUCGGGAGACUUUGGCUCUGCUCUCUAGCCUGUCCCCGUUUGGCUCUGAGCGUCAGAACAGCGGCGGGCCAGACGCUGGCCUCACCCGCACACAGAACUUUGUCCCACUGGGUGCCAUAGCCCUCUUUGCCACGGCCAGCUACGAGUAUCAGGAAGUGGUCACGUCCAUGGUCACGUCGGCCAAUCAGGUGUUUCACGAUUUCCUGCGCUCAGAGGAGGGUAUCGGCUUUGCUGGUCAGGUGUGUCUGAUGGCAGAUGCGACAGGCUCCCUCCUGGCCUAUGAUGCUCUCGCCUCCUCCAGUUCUCCGUUUCUCCGAGGGGGCUCUCGCUAUGGCAGCCACGAAAGCGUCGAGAGCAGUGCCAUCGGUGCGGAACACUCCGGAAGUGCUGGCUUGCCCCCACACCACAUGCCGCGUAGUGCGCGAGAGAUGAGCCUGAGUGACCCGAGUUUGAAUCCCGUGGUCACAGCGUCGUCGAAUCUCAAUGCUCCGAAGCGUACGGAAAGGAGCAAAAGCGAGGUGGCGGCCCCAGACUGCUCCGAGAUCUACGUACCGUGUAAGGAAGAGCUAAGUGCCAGUGCGAGUGUCCCUGUGUCCUCUAUCUCUCGGCACUCGUCACGACACAGCUCCGGGGGUCAUUUGAGUGCGUCGGGUGAAGGUCGCGACAAGGACAUAUCGCGGCGGACCAGCAGCGGGAGCCACUACGAGGGAGGACUGCCAAAGUUUGACUUCGACGUUUCCGACUUCUUUAUGUGUGGUGCUCCUUUGGGACUUGUGUUAUCUUAUCGGAAGAUUCACAGGGGAGAUGACUUGGCAAUUCUGCGGCCAGCCUGCCAUCAAGUGUACAACCUGUUCCACUCCAACGACCCGUGCGCCAUCCGCCUCGAGCCGCUGCUCCACGAAGGCUUCCUCCAGGUGCCCCCCGUGGGCCUGUGCCGAUACUCCAAGUUCCCUCUAGGGGACGGGGAGCCCAUUCAUGUGGUGGAGACAAUCCAGAAGCACCUGAAGCUGUUCACCAGCGAGUCGCGCAGCAGCCAGAGUUCGGACGGUGCACCGCCACGCGGGCUACAGAGGCAGCCCAGUCUGACCAGCAUGACCAGUACGUCCAGCGGCCUGGGCGAGAACACGGUCAGCUCCAUCACCAGUGUGACCAGCGGCUGGUGGGGGGUCAAGCGAAUGGACUACGUGCUGUACUGCCCAGAGGCCCUCCACUCCUUCCCCACCAACGCCCUCCCCCACCUGUUCCACUCCAGCUUCUGGGAGUCGACCGACCUUGUUGCCUUUGUACUGAGACAGGUACUGAAGCAGAACGAGGUACUGGGGGACCCCAGCAGGGGCGUGGCCCGGGGCUCCAUGUCUAGCUUCAAGAUCAAGACGCCGCGGGAGAAGUGGCUCAAGCGACGCACCACCAUCAAAGUCAGGAAUCUGCAGCCCAACCAUCGUGCCAAUGACGUGGUGUGCCUGGAAGAUAAACCUCAACGACUGACGGCAAAAUUCAUGUACGGCUCCCUCGACAUCGCCUCUCUCACCGGGGAGAAGGUUGACGUCAAUGUCAUGAAGCAGCCGUCGUCCGGAGACUGGACGCACCUGGGCACAGAAGUCACCGACAGUCAUGGUAGAUUCAGCUACACAAUUCCCAGUGAGCAGAGACUGAGCCAGGGUCUGUACCCUGUCAAGCUAGUCGUAAAAGGGGACCAUACGUCAGUUGAUUUUUUCAUGGCGGUUCUCCCCCCCAAGACGGAGACGGUGGCGUUCAGCAUCGAUGGCUCCUUCACCGCCAGCGUCAGCAUCAUGGGGAAAGACCCCAAGGUCAGAGCCGGCGCAGUGGAUGUCGUCAGACACUGGCAGGAGCUGGGCUACCUCAUCCUGUACGUGUCAGCGCGGCCGGACCUGCAGCACCGUAAGGUAGUGGCCUGGCUGGCCCAGCACAACUUCCCCCACGGCCUCGUCUCCUUCAUGGACGGCCUCUCCAAGGACCCGCUCAAACAGAAGCUGCAGUACAUCCGUUCUCUGCAGACAGAGGCCAGCAUCGAGCUGAAGGCAGCGUAUGGCUCGGCCAAAGACAUCAGCAUCUACCGCGAGCUGGGCCUGCAGCAGCAUCAGAUCUUUAUAGUGGGGAAAGCCUCCAAGAAACAGCACAGUCAGGCACAGGUUCUCUCUGACGGCUACUCCGCUCAUCUGAGCCAACUCAUGUCACCGGGAUUCACACGGCCCGCCGUUGGCAACGCCCGCAUGUUCCUGCGCAAGUCCAACUUCCGGCUUUCGCCCAGUGAGCACCAGAGCAGGGAGAGCAAGAAGCUGGCUCGCCGCACCAUCUCACACCCGGCCAAACCCUGCGGUGCGGGAGCAGAGUUCUUGCCUCUACCCGGCGAAAGUGCUCACACACGCAUUGUGGUGCAGGACUUCUCUGCCACUGGGGGUGCAGGCAACGGAGGUGGUCGGUCGCGUGGAGGGUCACCUGCGCUACCCAGCACGUCUCAGAGCAAGACCACUGAUGUUUGAGUAGUGAGGAAAAGUCUGUGCUACACAGUUGAAGAAAAUUCACUAUCUGUGAGAGCCUGCUGUGGAUCUGAGAGAAGUGAACCUCGUCAAGAACACUGAGUUAAGUUCUUUCUGUGGAUGUCUGGAGUCUUGAGCGAGGAUACAAUAACCGUUAAACCUUGCUCUUAUACAGUAAAGUUUUACAGUAAAUGUCCAGUCUCGUGCAUGGCUUCAACUACUAUUGAACCUUGCUCUAAAACAGUGAAGUUUUAUAGUCAAUGUCCGGAGUCUUGAUCGAGGCUUCAAUAACCUUAGAACUCUGCACUCGUUCUAUCUAUUGCACUGUUUACAGUGGAAGGUGUAGGGCUCAACUUCAUAUUGUGCAGGAGAUUCAGCUGGUGAAAGAGAAUGAGUGAGCCAGCUGUAAGGAAUUGGUGUGAAGCUGUGUCAGAAUUUCACUCAAAAGGAGAUAAUUUGAGACUGUGAAAUCGCAUUUUUACCUUUUUUUGUCUUUGCCAUCAGAAAGAUGGGAUUGUAACCUUGAUUUUGAUACCCAAUAUUUUUACAGCCAGAAUCAGAAGCUGUGACACAGUGUGCUUUUACGUGGAUUAUCAUUGCGGGAGGAGAAGGUUCUUAAACAGUUCUCGUUUUUAUUAAAGAUGCUCUUCUUUGAGGUACACUUUUUGCUAUUUUAUUUCGAAAACUAGAUUCAGAGUAAGGGUCUUAGGGACAGAAGUGUGGUCUGGACCUUUGAGGUGAUCAUCAACAUUUUGCUGAUGUAUUCCAAGUGUUUUAUCUCAGAUUUUUAUCCCUUUAAAGACAAGAUUGACAAGAGGGAGGACUUGCGGUAGAUUGAUCAGACGAAGAAACAG
Molecule: messenger RNA, 3760 nt
Organism: Aplysia californica (California sea hare)
Lineage: Eukaryota; Metazoa; Mollusca; Gastropoda; Aplysiida; Aplysiidae
Product: protein retinal degeneration B
Biological process (GO): phospholipid transport
Cellular component (GO): cytoplasm
Molecular function (GO): metal ion binding; phosphatidylinositol transfer activity; phosphatidylcholine binding
Source: RefSeq, a predicted model, not a curated record